UGUGGUUAUGCAAUCAAUAUAAGUGACUGAUUACUAUCAAUGGAAAGGGAUUCUCGACAUUAAUUAAAAGCACACGAAUAUAUUAAUUAAAACACAAAAGCUCUUCGCAAUCAGUGAUACAAAAAACUUUUAUUCAAACCCUUUAUUAAAAGUUUAACAAAAAGUGUUUUUGAAAACAUUACAAAAGCACAUAAUGUUUAAAGACAUACGUUACCACCACUUUAACAUCAUAAAACCUGAUGAUACCGGUGCCAAAUGGUCUCAACAGUGGCAUACGUUCCCGGGACUGGCGUACAUACCGGGUCUCACGGAACUGGAGGUGGCUAUACAGCCAUAUGGCGACGAUUUGCACCGAUUUAUGCAACAGAAAUGGCAUUACUCUCUGUAUAUAUCCAUGGCUUAUAUUACGAUAAUACUGGCGCUAAGGCAUUGGAUGAGAUCGAGGGAUGCCUUUAACCUACGGGUGCCGAUGGCCUACUGGUCGGCAGGUUUGGCGCUGUUUUCAAUCAUAGGUGUGAUCAGGUGUUUACCGGAGUUCAUACAUAUACUAUACUAUAAGGGGUUUAAUGCAUCGUUUUCGGACUCCAGUUAUUAUAAAGACUGGCGACUAAACCUAUGGUACCUAUUCUUCGUAUUAUCCAAAGCCCUUGAGCUAAUCGACACCGUAUUCAUCGUACUCCGCAAACAAAAGCUACUGACCCUCCAUUGGGUGCACCACUGUCUCACUCUAAGCUACUCGUGGUACGUGUUUGGCGACGUACCGGCAACUGCCCGCUGGAUGGUUAACAUGAAUUUCCUCAUCCACUCCCUUAUGUACACAUACUAUGCCUGUAAGGCUUUCCGCAUCGCCAUACCCCGGGUGGUCAACAUCUCCAUCACCUCACUCCAGAUUAUCCAAAUGCUGUACGGCCUGUACAUCAACAUCCAGGUACUGGUGUAUAAGCUGACGGAGCAGCCGUGCGACGCCCACAUAUCGGUAGCCCUGACCGGCACGUCAUUAUACGGGCUAUUCUUCAUACUGUUUAUAAACUUCUUUGUCCGCACCUACCUAUUGAAACCACACACCAAGAGUAUGGUAUUCACACCGGCGUGUGCACCGGCAGGUAUGACCAACGGGUUUAAGGUGAAUGGGAAUGGUGUCAUCAAUAAUGGGGUAGAGCUCAAGAAUCGUAAGAAUAGUGCCGACAGUUUUCUCGGUUUACAUAAUAUUAAUAAUAACAUUGAGAUCAUUAAGAAAAUUAAUUAAUUUGAUAGACAUUUGUGU
Molecule: messenger RNA, 1264 nt
Organism: Oppiella nova
Lineage: Eukaryota; Metazoa; Arthropoda; Arachnida; Sarcoptiformes; Oppiidae
Source: the annotation of a GenBank genome assembly